GGGUGGGGCCCGGCACGGUGCUGCUCCAGAUCCUCGAGGAGGUCUGCAGGAAGCAGGGCGGCAGCCCCGGCGAGUACGGCCUGAAGUUUCAGAGGAGUGUGUUGGAUCUCUCUUUACAGUGGAGAUUUGCCAGACUGCCCAACAAUGCCAAGCUGGAGAUGGUGCCAGUCUCUAACAGAGUGGGAAUUGGAAGCACGGUUCGGAUUGCAUUACAAUUAGAUGAUGGCUCCCGUUUACAAGACACCUUUCUGUGUCAACAGACUUUGUGGGAACUUCUCAACCAUUUUGCAGAGAUCAGGGAGUUUAUGGAACAGCAUGGCGAAUUCUCUCCAGUCUGUGUUUACAUGCGAGAUGAGAUAUCAGGAAAAGAUGCCCUAGAGAAGACAACACUGAAGUCACUUGGCCUGACUGGAGGCAGUGCCAUCAUCAGAGUUGUCAUGAAGAAAUGCAGUUCAUCUGGUCGGGAGGAAGCUGUGGGUGCCACGGUGCGGUGUAAUGAGCUGACAGUGAGGCCAGGCUCUAUUGAAGGAGCAGUGGAUGUGCCCCUACCUCAAGCAAACACAUUCCCAAAGGACUUGGACCACAGGGAUGUGGCCAUGUCUUUAAACAGCUGCACAGACAAGCAGGAGUCGACUAGAGAGUCUCGUGCCAGCUUGGAGGAGCUGUGGCCUUCCUCAGAGCCCGACUCUACCCCAUUUGUCCCUUUUUUUGGAGAUGGACAGCGUCUGGGGGACUCUUCUGUAGCUGCACCCUCUCUUGGGUUAGAUAUGCCAUCUUCAAAGCUGCCAACAACUUUUUCCAGCCCUGCAGGCCCUUCUAAGCCAAAGAAGUCUAAGAACAGCCAAGAACUGCAAAAGAAACAAGAACAGCUUGUAGAACGAGAGCCACUUGUAUGUCACCUAGACCUACUAGAACCACUUCCUACUGGCCCAGAAGAGCUUCCUGAUGAGUUUUUUGAAGUCACGGUGGAUGAUGUACGGAAACGUUUGGCACAGCUGCAGAGUGAGAGGAAACGCCUGGAAGAAGCUCCACUGAUGACAAAAUCUUUGAGGGAGGUUCAGCUGAAGGAAAAGUUAGAGCGUUACCCAAAGGUGGUGUUGAGAGUCCAUUUUCCGGACCGUCAUGUUCUACAGGGGUUCUUCCAUCCUAGUGAAACUGUUGGCACUUUGAGAGACUUUGUAAGAAGCCACCUUGCAGAUGCAGACUUGCCAUUUUACUUGUUUAUUGCACCUCCCAGAAUCAUCUUGAACGAUGAAAGUUUGACACUCUUUGAGGCUAAACUCUUUCCAACUGCUGUCAUUCAUUUUGGAUCUGAGGAGUGCAGGGAUUGUUACCUGAAAUCGGACCUGCUAAGCUCUGCGGUUUCCCCUUCUGCAGCUGAUUUAUUAGUAGCCAGAUGCUUGUCCAAAUCAUUAGUUCCUUCUGCUUCGCCAUCUUUAGAAUCGACAGUUCCAUCGCUAUCUGAACCAGAAGUGGGAAGUGACAAAAAGACUGAUGAGCGGCCAGAACCGGCAAGCGUGCACGAAGCUCCGCAGGUGUUGAGAAGGGCCCCUGGGAAAAUACCCAAAUGGCUGAAGCUGCCAGGUGGGAAGAGAUGAAACAUUCUGGGCUGCUGGAUCAGUGAGCAGUCAGCUGUGCCCCUUUCCUGAUGAACUUAUUCAGAAUGUGUAAGAAAUUGUUGGUGGCCCUGGAGAGAUCUAAUCUGUAUGAACAUUAGUUAUAAAUAGAAAAUUGCUAUUUCAGAUUUCACCUUUUGGAGGAGUGGAAGGCCUGUUUGUGGUCUUCGUGACUACAGAAGCAAGGUUAGAAGUUAAAUUUAAGGUUUCUUGCAUGCAAAUAAUAUGAAUAGAGAAUUAAGGGGGAAAUAAUUCUUAUAUACUUUCUGUGAAGGACUUUGUUUCUAUCCAUAUGUUUAAAUUCAAAUCUUCCCAGUUCUACCUUCAGAGAUAACUUGAGUCUAGCUGCCUGAAUUCUAGCAGCAACAUACAAUCCAAUUCAGUUCUACCUAUAGUUAAGUACUGCCUAGAACAAGGCAUCUCUCUGCUUCUUGCUGGCUGGGGUUAGUGCUGCUGAUAGUUCUGGGCAUAGACGGCUGGAAAGUGAGUAAAGAGGAAGCACUUAAACAGUUCAAAUAGGCUUUUCCUGUGAACCUCUUGGGCUGCUGCACUUGUAUUGUUUUCAGUUGCCAGAAUCUUGUUAACAAAGAACACAGGUAUCUGUUAAUGGAAUGCACGUGGAGUUUGUUUCUGCCCCAAGCUCUGUGUUUUAUUUUCACUACAUAUAAUUAACACCAGUAAUUACAGUUACAGUGAGAAAAAAACAUCCAGUAAAAGGGUCUCUUCACAUGACCUUCGAUCUAUGGACUUCUAUGGUCUGAAUGUUUCCCCAGCAGAGCAGCUGUUCUCUGCAGUGCAGUUAGUGUACAGAGGGAAGCACUAGUCCAGAUCUUUGCCUCCUGCAGAUGUGGUACGGGCAUGAAUAUUGUUGGUUAGAAUUGCGCUUAUACUGGAGAUGAACUCUAUAGUGCCACAGUAGCCAUGGUGCUGUAUUUUAUUUGAAGUCUUCUCCGUGGAUCAGUGAUUCAUAUUGGACAGCUGGGGUUCCAUGUUACGGUAAUAAUAUGUUUUCCAUUUUCCCUGUAUAGACAAUUGUUCCCUGAACUACGUGUGCAUCUGCACAAUUUGUAGAUGUAAUAAAGCAGAGCGGCCAUA
Messenger RNA from Gymnogyps californianus (California condor), 2711 nucleotides. RefSeq names its product ASPSCR1 tether for SLC2A4, UBX domain containing (gene ASPSCR1). The coding region runs from base 159 to 1598 and encodes 479 amino acids. The record is from RefSeq and is a predicted model, not a curated record. Lineage: Eukaryota; Metazoa; Chordata; Aves; Accipitriformes; Cathartidae. The transcript is spliced from 16 exons. Gene Ontology annotation, molecular function: protein binding.